AAAACGUCACCAAUAUAAUUUAUGUAAUAUGUAAUACAACCGAGUCGCAUAAAUUAGACAAUAAAGUCAUUAAGGAUAAGUGGAUGGCAUUUCUAGUUGAGCGCUGAGUCACAUUAUUUUUGUGGCCAGGAAGGGGAACUUCGGCUACGACGCCAGCGCAGUGCCGAAAGCUCUUUUUGUUAUUGAAACGCCAACCAAAGUCAAAAAAGUCGAAAAAGACAAGCAAAUGAGAAGUGGCAGGAAAACAACAAAGAGUUUCUGUUUGUAAGCCGUUAAAAAAAUAACGAAAAAAGAAGUUGGCCCGCUCCGAACUAAUUGCCCGAAAUGGGCUAGAUGGGAAAAAACAAACACGCUGGCGGGAGCGAGAUAAAAACACCGGGGCAAACCGGCCCGAGCAUUCAGUUCUCCGUCGGACGACAGAAGCGGCGGACGCGGACCAUUAUUUCUGCUCGAUUUUCAUCCCAACCGUGGCUCCGUUCACAUCGCAUCUAGCAAAUAGAACGCGAAAAUCCCGACUGAGCGUUAAUUUUUGCAUACAAUGGAGUACCUGAGCUACGUGUACGAGAAAAUCUUUGGGGGCGAACCGCCCACCGACGACACGCAAGGGGCUUUCCACACGCCUCGCAAGGUCAUCUGCUUCGGAAAUGUCCUGCUUGACCGACUGGUCAAACUCGAGGAUCCGCAACUCCUGGAGCGGUUCGGCCUGGAACUGGGCUCCAAGGGCGAACUGGACAUGGAGAAACUUAACCAGUUGGCCGCCGAAGCCUCAGAGAACUCUCAGUGCCUUACAAAUCCGGGCGGCUCUGCCCUCAACACUGCCCGCAUCCUGAAGCAACUGGGCACACAAGCGCUCUUCUUUGGUGCCGUUGGAACUGACAAACACGCCGAUGAACUGCGUCUGAUCCUUCGGGAGCGCGGCAUCGAGGCCAGGCUGCAGACCGUCGAGGAGGCGCACACUGGACAGUGCGUGUGUCUCGUGUAUAAGGACAAUCCCACAUUGUACGCCAACAUCGGGGCCUCGGCUCGGUUCGAGGUGCAGACGCUGAGUCACGCCGUCAGCCACGAGGGCCAGAGCUUCCUGCGACCCGUGGAACGGAAGCAGAUCCUGUAUGUGGAGGGCUUCUUUGUGCCGCAAAGGGGCGAGGUGUGCGACUAUAUAGUGCAGCACCUGGUGAGGGAGCGGCGGCGACUGGCCCUCAACCUCAGUGCCCCCUACAUAGUCCGGAAAAAUCCCCAAGCAAUGCUGAGGCUGGCCCGCGUUGCCUUCUUCGUGUUCGGAAACCGCCAGGAGUUCGAAGCGCUGGCCGAGGCGGCGGGAGGAUUCCGAAAUGUGGACGAGCUGGCCAAGCAUCUUCUCGAAUCCGGCACCAAGGUCAUCUUUGUCACCAACGGCAGUGCCGGCGUCCAGGUGAUCACCAACUACGUCGAGGAACUGGCUCCACCCGGUCCCGUUGGUUUCGAAGACUACAGAGCUCAGCGCGCGGAGCAGGUGGUGGAUGCCACUGGGGCUGGCGAUGCCUUUGUCGCCGGAUUCCUGCACGCCUGGCUGGAGAAGCGGUCGCUGGGCGAGUGCAUCCGCAUGGCCUCCAACGUGGCCGCCAAGGUCGUCACCCAGGUGGGCUGCAAUCUGCCCUAGUCCGACGACCUGCAUCGCAAUCUCAGAAAGCGCACUAUACAGCACCAAAGUAGAAUCAUAGCUUGUAAUUAUUCUCCUAAUCUUCACAAACUUAAAGCUUAGUUAAACACUUGGCCACAAGCAAUAAUUAUAGUCAUAUUUGACUAAAUAAAAGUGAUUUAUAUAUUGUCCAAUGAAAGAUAAGACAGAAAA
Messenger RNA from Drosophila rhopaloa, 1828 nucleotides. It is a transcript of the gene Adk3, whose product is annotated as adenosine kinase. The transcript has 3 exons. Gene Ontology annotation, molecular function: adenosine kinase activity. Gene Ontology annotation, biological process: purine ribonucleoside salvage. The record is from RefSeq and is a predicted model, not a curated record. Lineage: Eukaryota; Metazoa; Arthropoda; Insecta; Diptera; Drosophilidae. Gene Ontology annotation, cellular component: nucleus; cytosol. The coding region runs from base 539 to 1636 and encodes 365 amino acids.